Molecule: messenger RNA, 2856 nt
Organism: Caenorhabditis elegans
Lineage: Eukaryota; Metazoa; Nematoda; Chromadorea; Rhabditida; Rhabditidae
Gene: hif-1
Product: Hypoxia-inducible factor 1
Biological process (GO): regulation of DNA-templated transcription
Cellular component (GO): nucleus
Molecular function (GO): protein dimerization activity
Source: RefSeq, marked reviewed
UUUCAGCCCACCUGAAAGUUGCCCGUCAUUACGGGGAAGUUGCCCCAAUCACACCAACCUCAGCUUCACUGAAGCUGCACCUAUUCACUAUCAAGAUGGAAGACAAUCGGAAAAGAAACAUGGAACGCCGUCGUGAAACAUCGAGACACGCGGCUCGUGAUCGUCGGUCUAAAGAAUCGGAUAUAUUUGAUGAUCUGAAAAUGUGUGUGCCUAUUGUUGAAGAAGGUACCGUAACUCAUCUAGACCGUAUUGCACUUCUUCGUGUUGCCGCCACAAUUUGUCGACUGCGCAAGACAGCCGGUAAUGUAUUGGAAAACAAUUUGGACAAUGAAAUCACAAAUGAGGUAUGGACUGAAGACACCAUCGCCGAAUGCUUGGACGGCUUUGUUAUGAUUGUUGACAGUGAUUCUUCAAUUCUUUACGUCACUGAAAGUGUUGCAAUGUAUUUAGGAUUAACACAGACAGAUUUAACAGGUCGAGCCCUUCGAGACUUUCUUCAUCCAUCCGACUAUGACGAGUUUGACAAGCAAUCAAAAAUGCUGCACAAGCCACGUGGCGAGGACACAGACACCACCGGCAUCAACAUGGUGCUUCGAAUGAAGACAGUCAUCAGCCCACGUGGAAGAUGUCUGAAUUUGAAGAGUGCUUUGUACAAAUCAGUGUCUUUCCUGGUUCAUUCAAAAGUUUCAACUGGUGGACACGUGUCAUUCAUGCAAGGUAUCACAAUUCCUGCUGGACAGGGUACAACUAAUGCAAAUGCAUCUGCAAUGACAAAGUACACGGAAAGCCCAAUGGGUGCAUUCACAACUCGUCACACUUGCGACAUGCGCAUCACUUUCGUUUCGGAUAAGUUCAAUUACAUCUUGAAAAGUGAGCUGAAGACUCUCAUGGGCACCAGUUUCUACGAAUUGGUACAUCCAGCCGAUAUGAUGAUAGUAUCAAAAUCCAUGAAGGAACUUUUUGCCAAAGGACACAUCCGUACCCCGUAUUACCGGUUGAUUGCUGCAAAUGACACACUUGCCUGGAUUCAAACAGAAGCUACUACAAUCACACAUACGACGAAAGGACAAAAAGGACAAUAUGUCAUUUGUGUUCAUUACGUUCUCGGAAUCCAAGGAGCUGAAGAGUCAUUGGUAGUUUGCACUGAUUCAAUGCCAGCUGGAAUGCAAGUAGAUAUCAAGAAGGAAGUGGAUGAUACAAGAGACUAUAUUGGAAGACAACCUGAAAUUGUGGAAUGCGUCGAUUUUACUCCAUUGAUCGAGCCAGAAGAUCCAUUUGAUACGGUUAUUGAGCCAGUCGUUGGUGGAGAAGAACCUGUUAAGCAGGCUGAUAUGGGAAUUUAUUCGGUGACGGAUGAGUAUGAGCAACGUGUUUAUGGGCAAAUUUCUGCCGGCAAUGAUAUAGAAGACUGCGAUAUGGAUUCUGAUACAGAAUCCAUAGAAGAUUCCGGUUUAGCACCGGAAUUCGAUGUGGAUCUGGCUCCGAUUUAUAAUGAGAAAAUGGAAGUUGACGGAGAGGAUGAGGACGGCGGAGAGGAGGAGCACGUAAGAACAGCUACGAUGACGUUUUGCAAUGGCUUUUUCGCGACCAGCCAAGCUCUCCGCCGCCGGCACGCUACCGGUCAGCGGACCGCUUCAGGACAACCGAACCGUCGAAUUUCGGUUCCGCUCUGGCCUCGCCGGACUUCAUGGAUUCGUCAUCUCGUACCUCCCGACCGAAGACAUCAUACGGACGAAGAGCACAAAGUCAGGGAAGUCGAACAACUGGAUCGUCUUCCACGUCAGCAUCGGCCACAUUGCCACACAGUGCCAACUACUCGCCACUUGCAGAGGGCAUCUCACAAUGUGGACUUAACAGUCCCCCGAGUAUCAAAUCUGGACAAGUCGUGUACGGAGACGCUCGAUCUAUGGGACGUAGCUGCGAUCCGUCCGAUUCGUCACGACGCUUUUCCGCCCUUUCACCAUCAGAUACUCUCAAUGUGUCGUCCACUAGAGGCAUCAACCCAGUCAUCGGAAGCAAUGAUGUGUUCUCCACUAUGCCUUUUGCCGAUUCUAUCGCCAUUGCCGAAAGGAUCGAUUCGUCGCCAACAUUAACCUCUGGCGAACCAAUACUUUGUGACGAUCUUCAAUGGGAAGAGCCUGAUUUAUCGUGCUUGGCACCAUUCGUUGACACUUAUGAUAUGAUGCAAAUGGACGAGGGGUUACCACCAGAGCUUCAAGCUCUUUACGACUUGCCUGACUUUACACCUGCGGUACCUCAAGCCCCAGCUGCUCGGCCUGUGCACAUUGACAGAAGCCCACCAGCGAAGCGAAUGCACCAAUCAGGUCCCUCAGAUUUAGAUUUUAUGUACACUCAACAUUAUCAACCAUUCCAACAAGACGAGACAUAUUGGCAAGGACAGCAACAGCAAAAUGAACAACAGCCUAGUUCUUAUUCCCCAUUUCCAAUGCUCUCUUGAUUAUUUUCUACCCCCUCUCAAACUGUUCAUUGUUUUGUUUUCAAAAAUAUACUCUUCAUUCAUUCAAGUCACACUUCUUAUUACUUAAUUCUAUUGCUCUUUUUAAGAAUAAUGAGUUUCAAGAAUCCUCCCCGAUAAAUUUUCCCCCAUUCCUUUUUCCCUUUCCCUCUGAUUUCUUUAUUUAGUAAAAAAAAGAAGAAUCGUAGUACAAAACGUGUCUAUCUGUGUGUCCGUUUGUCCGUUUUUCCCAUCUCCAUAGUGAUAGUUAAUUGCAUCAUUUAUACAACGAAUCUUCUUAUGUUAAGUUUUCUUUUCAUUUUUUCACAAUGCUCUCGUCUCAUUCAUUUUCAAAAUUCUGUCCGUCUUCGUUUUCUUCUCGAUAAAACCUUUUUGGUUUG